Messenger RNA from Coffea eugenioides, 1950 nucleotides. RefSeq lists its product as uncharacterized. Lineage: Eukaryota; Viridiplantae; Streptophyta; Magnoliopsida; Gentianales; Rubiaceae. The transcript has a single exon. The record is from RefSeq and is a predicted model, not a curated record. The coding region runs from base 1 to 1950 and encodes 649 amino acids. Gene Ontology annotation, molecular function: zinc ion binding; nucleic acid binding.
AUGAACAUCCCUGAAUUCAAAGGACGGUCCGACCCCGAGGCCUUUCUCGAAUGGUUAUCCAAGAUCGAAAUGGUUUUUUCUUGCCAAAACUACACCGAGUUGCAAAAGGUACAGUUGGCAACCAUGGCAUUUACCGAGUACGCUGUGGUUUGGUGGGACCAAAUCAAGAAGUCUAGAAGGAGAAGUGGGCUACCUGAACUCAUUCCAUGGCCCGAGCUCCGAGCCAUGAUGCGGACCCACUUUGUACCUGGACAUUAUACUAGGGAUUUGUACCAUCGAUUACAAACCUUGGUCCAAGGCAACCGGAGCGUGGAUGAGUACCAUAAGGAGAUGGAGAUCCUGACGUUUAGAGCGGAUGUACAAGAGGAUCCCGAAGCCACCAUGGCAAGAUUCUUGAACGGAUUGAGGCCCGAUAUUGUUGAACGAGUGGAGCUUCAACAUUAUAUGGAGUUACAUGAGCUUGUAGACAAAGCUAUUAAGGUCGAGCAAAGGCUCAAGAGGAGGGGUACCACUCGAUCGAAUUUUGGCAAUACCACCUACUCUACCAACCGUCCAUUCCAACCAAGGAAUGAUUCUCGGCCUUCGCCAAAUGUUCCUACACCAAAGCCGAGAUUCGAGGGAGGUAAGGUGGGCAACCCUAGUGUUGGUAAGCCACCCUCUUCUACUCCAAAAUUUGAGGAGCCUAGGGCACAAGCUAGAGCUCGUGAUACUCGAUGCUUCAAAUGCCAAGGUAGAGGCCAUAUUGCUAGUCAAUGUCCCAAUCAAAGGACUAUGAUUAUGAUGCAAAAUGGUCAGAUCGUGAGUGAGGAUGAAACCGAGCAUGAAGGCAUGCCACCUCUUGACGGAGGUAGUGAUGGGGAAUCGCCAAAUGAAGAGGAGUUUAGUGCACCAGAGGGUCAUUUUGGGACUUCAUUGGUUGCAAGGAGAGCAUUAACUGCACGUGUUAAGGAGGACGAGCUUCAACGGGAGAACAUUUUCUACACUAGGUGCUUCGUCAACCAAGCACUUUGUAGUGUGAUUAUUGAUAGUAGGAGCUGCACAAAUGUUGCUAGUUCACUCAUGGUGGACAACUUGAAGUUGCCUACAAGGGAUCACCCGCGACCCUACAAACUCCAAUGGCUCAACAACUCCGGGGAGGUUCGAGUAACCAAGCAGGUUCUUAUAUCCUUUCAAAUCCAUAAAUAUUCUGAUGAAAUAUUAUGUGAUGUAGUUCCUAUGCAGGCUAGUCACAUUAUACUAGGUAGGCCUUGGCAGUUUGACAGACAGGUGACUUUUGAUGGUGUGACUAAUAAGUAUAGCUUCUUGUACAACAGUAAGAAAGUCACACUAGCUCCCAUUUCCCCCAAACAAGUGCAUGAGGACCAAGUGAAAUUGCAACAAGAGUUUGAGAAGUAUAAUGCAAAAAGGAAAGAAAAUGAGAGAGCCGAGGCAAAAAAGGAGAGGAAAAAGGCUAUAGAUAGCUCGGCAAGUGAGGUAAAAAUUGAGGGAAAGCAAAUGCUCCUAAUAAAAGCCAAGAAAGUGAGGAAGUUGAUGAGAGAUGAGCAGCCAUUUCUUAUGCUUAUUAGCAAAGAAGUAGCUUUGAAUGUGCAUGAACUUGAUAUUGACAUACCUCUCGAGGUUAAGUCUCUUUUACAGGAGUAUGCUGAUGUCUUCCCCGAAGAUGUUCCAAGUGGAUUGCCGCCACUUAGAGGCAUUGAGCAUCAAAUUGAUUUCAUCCCUGGGGCUUCAUUGCCGAAUCGACCAGCUUACAAGAGCAACCCGGAGGAGACUAAGGAGUUGCAAAGGCAAGUGGAUGAGUUGCUUGGCAAAGGAUGGGCACGUGAGAGCUUAAGCCCGUGUGCUGUUCCAGUCAUUCUGGUGCCCAAGAAAGAUGGUACGUGGAGAAUGUGCACCGAUUGUAGAGCCGUAAAUGCCAUCACGGUAAGUAUCGUCACCCUAUACCUCGCUUAG